AUGUCUCAUAGUGUUUCUGGAAAACACUUUUUUAUUACUUCUAUUUAUGCUAAGUGUACUGCUGCUGAAAGGAAAGAUCUUUGGUUCAGUUUGGAGAAUGUUUACCUACAGGUUGAUGGACCUUGGUGUUUAUGUGGUGAUUUUAAUGUCAUCCUUAACCCUACGGAAAAACUUGGUGGCAAACCUCAUAGAAUGUAUAAGAGCUUGGAUUUUAGUAGUUGUAUGGACAACUGUGAACUCACCGAUAUUGGUUUUAUGGGACCAAACUUCACCUGGUGCAACAAUAGAAGACUUGUGAAAAGAAUCUGGAAAAGGCUUGAUAGAGUGUUUAUCAAUGAUUCUUGGCCUAAUUUCUAUCAGAUGGUGGAGAAGACCUAUAAUGUUCGAAUUUUUGGUAACCCAAUGUGGAUACUCCAGCAAAAACUCAAAAUCCUUAGCAAGAAACUCAGUCAAUGGUCCAAAGAUGUUAUUGGUAACGUGUAUGAUGAAGUCAAUAUGUGGGAAACCAAGAUGCAUGAUCUGGAAAACUUGGACAGUUCUAUUAACACUGAACAAACUAGAGAGACCUCAACAAAGGUAAUGCCGAAUACAUUAGAUGUCGGAUAUGCAAGACAAGCUUCUAAAGUAAAAGCUCACAUCAAAUGGACCGAAGAAGAGGAUAGAAAUAGUAAAUACUUUCACUGUUUGAUCAGGGACAGAAGAAGGAGACUGCAACUACACAGAAUCAAAAACAGUAAUGGCAAUUGGGUACAAGGUGAUGAGGGUAUCUCCAAGGCUGCUAUACAUCAUUUUGAACACAUGUUCAAUCUCAACCACAACUUCAUUGAUAAUGACAUUCUUAAUGUGAUCCCUAACUGUAUCAAUAAUGAUGAUAAUGAAGCUCUCAUUGCUAUCCCUGAUAUGGAAGAGAUCCGAAAUGCUGUUUUCAUGUUUAAUUGA
Molecule: messenger RNA, 939 nt
Organism: Lycium ferocissimum
Lineage: Eukaryota; Viridiplantae; Streptophyta; Magnoliopsida; Solanales; Solanaceae
Exons: 2
Coding region: 1-939 (312 amino acids)
Source: RefSeq, a predicted model, not a curated record